AUGUUCUGUGGUAAUUUGAAUUUCGCAAGAAGAGGUGAGUGUAACAAAUGUGGUGACCCCGCCCCUUCUGGUGCUGGUGAUCGUGGCAGCAGGUAUGGUGGCAGUUACAACAGAGGUGGAAGUGAUGGACAGUAUGGCAGUAGUCAAGAGGGUAGAGGUGGUAAUUAUGGCAGUGGAAGUGGAUCUUAUGGUGGCAAUCAAGUAAGAGAUAAAGGGGGUUAUGGUCAGGGUCCCCUUGUCACUCCCCCAACUUAUGGGAGGCCUGGUGGCACCUACCCACCUCCUGUGAACGCCUAUGGUAGCAAUGCUAAUUAUGAAACCGAUGCAGUUCCUCCACCUGGAAGCUAUACUGGUGGACCUACUUCAUAUAUUCCAUCAUACGGUGCCCCUGUUGGUUAUGGUGGUGAUGUUCUGCCUGAUGCCCGUGGUGGUGGUAGGAGUGGUCCACCAGGUGGGUAUGACGUUGGGCGUGGUGGUGGCCCGCGUAACUUGGUAGGUGGUUAUGGUACUGUUCCUGCUGAGGCUCCAGUUAAGGUGACACAAUGUGAUGAGAAUUGUGGGGAUUUAUGUGACAAUUCAAGAAUUUACAUCUCAAAUUUGCCUCCAGAUGCGACUGCUGAAGAAUUGAGGGAACUCUUUGGAGGCAUUGGACAAGUUGCAAGAAUCAGGCAGAAGCGAGGCUAUAAGGACCAAUGGCCUUACAAUAUAAAAAUAUACACGGAUGAGCAGGGACACAAUAAAGGAGAUGCAGUUUUGACAUAUGAGGAUCCAUCUGCAGCACAUUCUGCUGGCAGUUUUUAUAACAAUUAUGACAUUAGAGGUUUUAAAAUUAGUGUUGCAAUGGCUGAGAAGACUGCCUUAAAGGCACCUCCUGCAUACAGCUCUAGGGGUGGUGGUAGAUGUGGCUAUGGUGGUGGUGGACGCAGAGAUAAUUACAGAGAUGGUGGAGGUUCUGGUCCAGAUAGGCAUUAUCACAGUGGAAACCGGUCACGCCCAUAUUGAAGUGUAGAUGACCUAUUUAUGUAUUAAAAAUUGUGGUGGUAGGGAUUUUAUUAUGGUCCAUUCACGGGUUUAUUCUCUAGCUGGAGACUUAACGAGGUAGGUUGUUCACCAACUCUGAGCAAUACUCCUGUUCUCCUGUUUUCUUUCUUUGGCUACCUGGUGGAGGUUUUACUUUUGAGGUAGAGAUUGAUUUUGAACUGUGUGAAUGCUUUUCUAGAGGCCAGUGGAUAUUACUCUCCGGAUUGCUGCUAAGGUAGGUUGAAAU
This is a messenger RNA of Ilex paraguariensis (yerba mate), 1267 nucleotides long. Lineage: Eukaryota; Viridiplantae; Streptophyta; Magnoliopsida; Aquifoliales; Aquifoliaceae. The record is from the annotation of a GenBank genome assembly.